GCCGCUCCGCCCCUCGAUCGCCGCGCCGGAGGUGAGCAGGAAGGAGUCCGCGGCCCUGCAGCUCUUGGGCCAGCGCGGGGAACCGGAGAGGCGGGUGACGGUCGCCGAGGAACGCCGAGGCCUCGGGCAGGGCCCGGCCCGCGAUUGCAGGUCUGUGGUGGGGGCUGCAAACUUAGCAAGAUGAGGCGGUUCCUGAGAACGGGACACGACCCUGCCCGGGAAAGGCUAAAGCGGGAACUGUUCCAGUUUAACAAGACUGUGGAGCAUGGCUUCCCACACCAGCCUAGUGCCCUCGGCUAUAGCCCUUCGCUGCGCAUCCUGGCCAUCGGCACCCGCUCGGGAGCCGUCAAGCUCUAUGGUGCCCCCGGGGUAGAAUUCAUGGGGCUUCACAGGGAGAACAACGCUGUGAUGCAGAUCCACUUCCUGCCUGGUCAGUGUCAGCUGGUCACUCUGCUUGAUGACAACAGCCUGCACCUGUGGAGCCUGAAGGUCAAGGGUGGCAUAUCAGAACUGCAGGAAGAAGAGAGUUUCACGCUGCGCGGCCCCCCAGGGGCUGCCCCCAGUGCCACACAGAUCACUGAGAUCCUACCUCACUCCUCCCGAGAGCUACUCUACCUGGGCACCGAGAGUGGCAGCGUGUUUGUGGUGCAGCUGCCAGGCUUCCGCACACUGGACGACAGGACCAUCAGCUCAGACGCCGUGCUGCAAUGGUUGCCUGAGGAAGCCCGCCACCGGCGAGUGUUUGAGAUGGUGGAAGCACUUCAGGAGCGUCCUCGAGACCCCAACCAAAUCCUCAUUGGCUACAGCCGGGGCCUGGUUGUCAUCUGGGACCUUCAGGCCAGCCGUGUGCUCCACCACUUCCUCAGCUGCCAGCAACUGGAGAAUGCCAGCUGGCAGCGGGAUGGCUGCCUGAUUGUCACCUGUCACUCCGACGGCAGCCACUGCCAGUGGUCCGUGUCCAGUGACACCCAGAACCCGGAUCCCCUCCGCAGCUCUAUACCUUACGGUCCCUUUCCUUGCAAAGCUAUAACCAAAAUCUUCUGGCUUACCACCAGACGAGGGUUGCCCUUCACCGUCUUCCAGGGCGGUAUGCCACGUGCCAGUUAUGGGGACCGUCACUGCAUCUCAGUGGUCCACAACGGUCAGCAGACAGCCUUUGACUUCACCUCCCGUAUCAUUGACUUCACUGUCCUCACAGAGGCUGACCCUGCAGCUGCCUUUGAUGACCCGUAUGCCCUGGUGGUGCUGGCAGAGGAGGAACUGGUGGUGAUUGACCUGCAGACAGCGGGCUGGCCAGCAGUCCAACUGCCCUACCUGGCCUCCCUGCACUGUUCCGCUAUCACCUGCUCCCACCAUGUCUCCAACAUCCCCCUGAAGCUGUGGGAGCGCGUCAUCGCUGCGGGCAGCCGCCAGAACUGGCACUUCUCCACCAUGGAGUGGCCUAUAGAUGGUGGCACCAGCCUGGCCCCGCCUCCACCCCAGAGGGACCUGCUGCUCACAGGGCAUGAGGAUGGCACGGUGCGGUUCUGGGAUGCCUCAGGUGUCUGCUUACGGCUGCUCUACAAACUCAGCACGGUGAAAGUGUUCCUUACAGACACGGAGCCCAACGAGAACCUCAGCGCCCAGGGUGAGGAGGAGUGGCCCCCACUCCGCAAGGUGGGCUCCUUUGAUCCCUACAGUGAUGAUCCUCGGCUGGGCAUCCAGAAGAUCUUCCUCUGUAAAUACAGUGGCUACCUGGCUGUGGCAGGCACGGCAGGGCAGGUGCUGGUGCUGGAGCUGAACGAUGAAGCCGCAGAGCAUGCUGUGGAGCAGGUGGAGGCCGACCUGCUGCAGGACCAGGAGGGCUACCGCUGGAAGGGGCACGAGCGCCUGGCCGCCCGCCCAGGGCCCGUGUACUUUGAGGCAGGCUUUCAGCCCUUUGUACUGGUGCAGUGCCAGCCGCCGGCUGUGGUCACCUCCUUGGCUCUGCACUCUGAGUGGCGGCUUGUAGCCUUUGGCACCAGUCAUGGUUUUGGCCUCUUUGAUCACCAGCAGCGGCGCCAGGUCUUUGUCAAGUGCACACUGCACCCCAGUGACCAGCUGGCCUUGGAGGGCCCACUGUCUCGAGUGAAGUCCCUCAAGAAGUCUCUGCGUCAGUCGUUCCGUCGAAUGCGCCGCACCAGAGUGUCCAGCCAUAAAAGGCGGCCAGGCGGCCCCACAGGGGAGGCACAGGCUGUGAGCACCAAGGCUGAACGGACAGGCCUGCAGAACAUGGAGUUGGCACCUGUGCAGCGCAAGAUUGAAGCCCGGUCGGCAGAGGACUCCUUCACUGGCUUUGUUCGGACCCUUUAUUUUGCUGACACCUACCUGAGGGACAGCUCCCGCCACUGUCCCUCACUGUGGGCUGGCACCAACGGAGGCACUGUCUAUGCCUUUUCUCUGCGUGUGCCUCCUGCAGAAAGACGAAUGGAUGAGCCGGUUCGGGCAGAACAGGGUGAGUGGUGAAUAGGGAAAACGCAGAGGGCCUGACCUACUUGGGUUGGGGUGUGUGGUGUCACCAAGCCAACCAUCAUACAUAACCCUGUCCCCAACCUGCCUCCUUUGUAGCCAAGGAGAUCCAGCUGAUGCACCGUGCGCCUGUGGUGGGCAUCCUGGUGCUUGAUGGACACAGUGUACCCCUUCCCGAGCCCCUGGAAGUAGCCCACGACCUGUCGAAGAGCCCAGACAUGCAAGGCAGCCACCAAUUGCUUGUCGUGUCAGAGGAGCAAUUCAAGGUGCCAUG
Messenger RNA from Acomys russatus (golden spiny mouse), 2761 nucleotides. It is a transcript of the gene Llgl2, whose product is annotated as LLGL scribble cell polarity complex component 2. Gene Ontology annotation, biological process: regulation of Notch signaling pathway; regulation of protein secretion; cortical actin cytoskeleton organization. Gene Ontology annotation, cellular component: plasma membrane; cytoplasm; cortical actin cytoskeleton. The coding region runs from base 181 to 2484 and encodes 767 amino acids. The record is from RefSeq and is a predicted model, not a curated record. Lineage: Eukaryota; Metazoa; Chordata; Mammalia; Rodentia; Muridae. Gene Ontology annotation, molecular function: GTPase activator activity; myosin II binding. The transcript is spliced from 18 exons.